Sungouiella intermedia is the source of this 2424-nucleotide messenger RNA. NCBI's taxonomy places the organism in Eukaryota, Fungi, Ascomycota, Pichiomycetes, Serinales, Metschnikowiaceae. The record is from the annotation of a GenBank genome assembly.
AUGAAGAUUUUGGCUUUAGUUUUCUUCUUUUGUAUUUCCGCUGCUCUCGAAAUUACUCAAGACACUGUGGUGGACGAGCCAGGUGCCUUACUGUUUGAAAGCGUCCAUGUUUCGUCUGCGGCUUUUUAUUCUAUCUUUUUCCCUUUAGUGACUACCGUCUCUGGUGAUAUUCAAAUAGGUAGAGAUUCGGGUUGGUACAUUAUCGCAGUUUACAAUUCUGACCUCGAAUACCCGGAAAUUUUGACUUAUGAAGGCUUCUCAUUUUCCUCAACAUCAGGAAGUAUCCUCAAUGACGGAGAUCUCGUUUUUAACGCAACUCAAGCUAAUUUCUACACCACCAUCACAAUGGAAUCUACUACCUUCAUUAACAAUGGUAACAUGUGGCUUGGGACUGGUCUGUUUUCGGAAGAUACUGCUAUUUCUAUCAUUUCAGAAGGUGAAUGGCUAAAUGAAGGAAAACUCUUCCUCAGACUGGGCAAUGGUAAUCCCUUUGGUAAUUACAAUUUGGAACUUUCAAGUUCUUCUGGAAUUUUGACCAACGAAGGUACCAUUUGCAUGUUCCGCCUUUUCUGGGACCAGACAGCCAACCUUGAGGGUUCAGGUUGUAUCAAUGUGGAAUACUUGUCAAAAUUGAGUAUCAACUUGAACUCUUAUACUUUUGAUGAAGAUCAAUCCAUUUAUCUUUCAGGUUACAGGUCCUCCAAUUUAAUGUUUGACGGAAUCACUGACUCUCUGACUGGAACUAGAACGUUUACAGUGUAUGGGUUCGCCUUUAGCAACAAAAUCUCUUUCGGAUCACUCUUUUCUGGAUACUUUUACUCUAGUACUACUGGAAUUUUGCGAGUUUACUUUAACCAGGGAAGUUUGUUAUUCGAUCUUGACGUCGGACCAAACCUCGAUCUGAUAUCUAUUAGAACAAAUGGGGAAGAUGGCACUGGUACAGAAAUUUGGUAUCCAUCAGACAACCCAAGAAGAGCUCCAUACCUUUGUGAAUGUGAAGAUUUUCCUGUUGCCCCACUGGUAGUAAGGACUAGCACUCAGUCAAGUUCAAGCGAAGAAACAUCCUCGACAGUUGAAAGUGCUGAUGUAAGCACCUCAAGUGAAGAAUCAUCAUCGACUUCAACGAGCUCUAAUAAUGUUGAGAGUUCCUCUAGUGAAGAUUCAUCUUCCACCUCAGGAGACUUCAGCACAUCUGCUAGUUCUUGGAAUGAAGAAAGCUCCACCACCGAAGCAAGUUCAUCGUCGACUGCGGAAACCUUUAGAGCUGAUGCAAGUACUUCAUCUUUUACACUCGAAGGUUCUAGCACUGAUGCUAGCUCACCGAACGAAGCAAGCUCUAGCAAUGAAGCAAGUUCUUCAGGCAAAGAAGCGAAUUCAUCUUCAGAUGAUUUCACUGCUAAUAUUGCCUCUUCGAGUACACAGAGCUCUUCUUUUCAGAUAUCUGAAACCACGUCAUUUAACUCUCCACCAUUUCAAAACUCAACCUCAAACACCAUCACUCUGUCAAGCUUGACUUCUUCGACUUUGCCAAGUACUUCCGAAGAAGUGAGAUCGCUGAAAGUUAGUGAGGUGAUUACCUCCACUAGGUCAGACUUCUCAAACGAAAGCUCAGAGACAGAAGGAGCGUUGACGUCAUCUCUUGGAAAUAUUGUUUGCAGGCGAGAUGACGUUAAUUGUGUCCAUAUAGAUUCUUCAAAGGAAGCCAUUACUUCAACCGUUGACUCUGAGUCAUUACUGACCAGCCCUUUCAAUUCCAUCGUUGAAGACACUUCGAUUGUGACGACUAAAACAAAAAGUUCAUUGGAGGCAACUAUUACUGUCGAGGAAACGACAUACAUAACAACAUGUGUUAAGACUCGUGAGGAUGGCUCGGUCUCUACUGACAUCCUUUACGUGAUAGUCACAAGUGAUGAACAUGGAAGCUUGUGCACCACAUCUUUGGCACUUGACUAUCCUAGGACGUAUACCACUCGCACCGUCGAUUUUAUCAAUGGAGUCAGAACAACGAUCUGUGCUGAAGUUGCUAUCUCAACCGGCAAAGAAGGAGGAUUUUUCACUUCCAUGCUGUUUUCCGAUAAAGGACUGACAUACACGUACACUUCAAUGGAUGAAAAUGAGAAAGGUCAGACUAUUACUGUUGUUGCAAAGCCUACUGCUGACCUCAAAGGAAAUAUUAUUUUGACCACAGUGAAUGCAAAGACGAUGACUACAUCAAUAAGUGGAUCCAAUGCUUCGUCUGGUUUUCUAACACAGACUAGGUCUACUGCAAAUGCUCAAGCAUCAGAUAAUCAGACUCUCGAACAUCAAAGCACACAUCAAAGUGCUAAUCUAUCGAACUAUACUACAGUGUUCGAAGGAAUUUCCUCGACUAAAACCUUCAAUUUUGGUGUUUUCAUUGCACUUAUUGCAUUCUCGUUUGUUUGA